This is a messenger RNA of Dermatophagoides farinae (American house dust mite), 1539 nucleotides long. The record is from RefSeq and is a predicted model, not a curated record. NCBI's taxonomy places the organism in Eukaryota, Metazoa, Arthropoda, Arachnida, Sarcoptiformes, Pyroglyphidae.
UUUGAAAUUGUUACAGAUAAUAAAAAGCCACAAGAUAAAUUGGCACGUAAUGCACGACGUUCACGAUUAAUUAUUCGUAAUUUAUCAUUCAAAAUUACUAGUGAAGAUUUGCAAAAAUUUUUCUCACCAUAUGGUAAUAUUGUUGAUAUAAAUGUACCGAAAAAACCGAAUGGUAACAUUAAAGGAUUUGCUUUCAUAUCCUAUGAUAAUGUUGGAUCAUCAUUGAAAGCGAUAAAAUUUUUGAAUGGAAAAAAACAUUUCAAUCGUACGGUUGCUGUUGAUUUUGCUGUUUCAAAAGAUUUAUAUGUCAAACAUCUGGAGCAGGAGAAGCAGGAAGAAGAGAAAAAUGUGAACAUCAAUGAUGAUGAUCAUCAAACAAGUGAUGAUGAUGAUGAUGAUGAUGAUGAUGAAAAAGAUGAUUCCAUUGAUGAUAAUGAAGAUGACAUCGAUGACGAUGAAGAUUUAAUGGCCGAAAGUAUUAAGAAAAAGCGUCAUCGAACCAAAAGUGAUGUAGAUGAAGGUAAAACCAUUUUCAUACGUAAUAUCGAUUUGGAAACAAGUGAAGAAUCGUUGACAAAUGCUUUUGAAUCAUUUGGUACAAUAGAAUAUUGUCGUAUCUGUUGUGAUGAUUACAACAGUAGAUCUAAAGGUUCAGCAUUCGUUAAAUUCAAAAAUCUUGAUGAUGCACGACAUUGUUUGAAGGAAGCAAAUAUUCCAGAAAACAGUAGAUUUUAUCUUGAUGGAAAACAAUUGAUCAUCACUGAAGCUGUAAGUCGUAAUCGAUUGGAACAAAUUCAUGAUGUUAAUCACCGAAAACAUAAAGAUAAACGAAAUAUUUAUCUUGCAAAAGAAGGUCUUAUAUAUCCAGAAUCGCCGGCAGCCGUUGGUGUUUCGACUUCAGAUCUCAAGAAACGUCUAUCGUUGGAGGAAAAGAAACGAAAAUUAUUGCAAAAUCUUCAUUAUUUUAUUUCUGAUCAUAGACUUUGUAUUCAUAAUUUACCUACUAAUUAUGAUGAUUUAAAGCUACGGAAAUUAUUUACCAUGGCUGUCAAUGAAAAAAAUGUUCGCAUUUUAUGGGCCAAAGUAAUGCGUAAUCGUAGCGGUCAAAUGGAUGGUCAAGGGCAAAAAAAAUUUGGUUCAUCCAAAGGUUUUGGUUUCGUUGAAUUUGAACAACAUUCGCACGCAUUGAAAGCAUUACGUUAUCUGAAUAAUAAUCCCACGAUAUUCACAGCCGAUAAAAGACCUAUUGUUGAAUUUUCAAUUGAAAAUAAAGUAGCAUUGAAUAGGAAAAAAUAUCGUCAAAUUAAACAGGAAAAAAUGAAAAACCAAAAUGAAACAAUCGAAUCAUCAUUACCGCAACAGCAACAGCAACAUUCCUCGAAUACGUACAGCGGUGUUGAAGCCAAACCAUACGAUAAAAAUGAAAUGGUGCCAAAAUUAAAAACGAAUAAAAGAAAAAUUUUGGAACAAAAGAAAAAAUUGAAACAAAUGAAAAAGAAAAUGCCAACAACAACAAUGAUAAAACUCUAUGACGCUUAG